Molecule: messenger RNA, 5386 nt
Organism: Trichechus manatus latirostris (Florida manatee)
Lineage: Eukaryota; Metazoa; Chordata; Mammalia; Sirenia; Trichechidae
Gene: GNB1
Product: G protein subunit beta 1
Exons: 10
Coding region: 2630-3652 (340 amino acids)
Biological process (GO): G protein-coupled receptor signaling pathway
Cellular component (GO): cytoplasm; heterotrimeric G-protein complex
Molecular function (GO): signaling receptor complex adaptor activity; protein binding
Source: RefSeq, a predicted model, not a curated record
UUUAUGGAAGUUGGAAUGUUUUAUGCUUCUUCAAGUUCAGCUAUUUUAUAUGGACCUGUGUGCUCCUUCCCUUCACACACGUGGGCAUUGAUUAUAGAGGGAGUGGUAGUCAAAAGGUCAUGUCGCUCAUUUCUGCUCUUUACUGACAAAAGAGAAACGUCUGGGUUUUUUCUGUGCAUAAGUUCAUUUUUCUAGUCUAAAGCAAUACAGCUGGGUGAUUGUCAUGUACAUACUCUUCUAUAAUAUGUGAAAACAAUCUUUGCUUCAGACAAACAUUUAAAUUUAAGAUCUCAGGAGUUACCCAUCUAAUACAGAAUUCCAGCCUUUGCCUAGAUCUCCCAAGCCAUGAGGAACAUAAUUUUCUGAGGCAUCUCAAAAAGUACUCUUUACCUAUAUCUUAGGAGUUUGUUGGUUUCAGCCCCUCACUUUAAAAAUUAGCUUUGGUUUAAAAUUAUGAUCAGAAAUUAUGUUUGUGGACUAAAAUUAACCAUAUAAUUCAGUAUACCCUAUGACAACAUUAGCUGUUAAUUUUCUUGUUGAUUUGAGGAAGGAUUGUAUAAAGAGAGCCGUUCUCUAGUGUGGGGGUGGGGGGAGGUGCUAGAAUAAAACUACCCCAAGUCUGCAAAGUUGUAGCAACACAGCUUUCCAUUUUAAAUGUUAUUUAAUAUCUUAUUGGCAGUUGUAUUAUUUCAUAAUUAGUAUUUGUAAACUGAAGUCCUUAGAAUUUAUAUGUGAAAACCAGAGGAAAAAAAUCAUUAUUCCUUAAGAAUGAAGUGUCUAGGGGGUGUCGCCUCUCCUGUACCCACCUUUAGCCGGGCUUCAUUUGUCCAAGGAGGGAGGGUCCAUGUGACCAGAAUGCCCACUUAGAGUAAUGACUUGAGGAGCAUCUAUUUUGGUCAGAAACAUUUCUAAAAAUGUGUCAGUUGGUGGCCUGCCUUCCCAAAGAGUAGAAGCAGUGGGCAUUGCCUUUUACUGAUUCGAGAUGCCUGGCUGGCACUCCCAGAUAGUUCUGCCACCUCAGCUUUCUGUUUUCGAUGCCCAGGUGAAGGCCUGUCUGGGCAGUGCUGUGAACUCCCAUUUAGGGUCAGUGCUCUGACUUUGAGGUGGUCUUUGCCUCUCGGGGGAGUGUGGCAGUCCACUGAUACUGCUGCUUGAUGUCUCCAGCGCAUCAGGCGCUGUCACCCUCUGCUCUCUGCCCGGCUUACUGCAGUGUACAGCCAUGAAUAACUAUGCAGGGCCAGUAAGGAUGAACUAUAAGAACCAUUAUGGGGUAAUGUCUCCUCACCCCACGUCAGGAACACACACACACUUUUUAAAAACGUUUCUUAUUGGAAGAGAGAUUUUUAUUGUCAUCAAUAAGUAUAUACAUCAAGUAUUUAUAAUGUAGAACAUAUAGUCAUGAUUUUUUAAUGUUUUUGUGCAGAGUAACCAAACCCACUGCCGUGAAGUCGACUCUGACUUAUAGUGACCAUAUAGGACAGAGUAGAACUGCCCCAUAGGAUUUCCAAGGCUGUUAAUCUUUACACAGACCUUUCGGUUAGCAGCCGAGCGCCUAGCUAAUUUCCCCAAGAUGUAUUUCAAUCCCAAGAAAAUAAACAAUUACUGUUAAUUAAAUAUCUGAUGUAUAUUGUAUCAAUCAUGAUUUUUAUGUAAAAUUUGUGAUGGUGUUUUCUCACCCAGUAUCUUUGCAUAGGAAAGUGAAGCCCUUGCAUAAGCCAUAUUUGCAUGUGGAAGCUAAUUUUAUUCUUAAGGGAUUAAAAAUGCUGGUAAUUAUAUCUUCACCUCUGUGGUACAUUAGACAUAUUUCUGAUUGAUUUAACACCAAAUUCUUGGUCAGAAAUGCAACCUCAAUUAUGACAUUACCCAGGGAAAAUCAGUCUGGUUUAACAGGAUGCUUUCAUUUGACUCUAACUUCAGGAAUACUGUCUGAUAUGAUGGAACGGUGGGCGGACAGGCUGCUUGCACUGAUCCUAAUUUAACCUGUACCUGCAAGAUUGAGGUGUUGCCAGUGAGCACACUGGGACCCCAAGCUCUUUCUCUGGGGGCCUGGUUUGUUCCUGAACCCAAGGACUGCUGGGCACCAUGCCAUGUCCUUUUAGACUUGCCAUGUGAACAUUCUUUUGGCUGGUUGUGGGUUCAAGAUCAUUGAGUGGAUUUGAGGUGCUGGGUUGCCAGUUUGCCACUGUACUCAUGACCUGAGGUAACCACUUCUGGGUUUUUGUGUGAGAGCAGUUAUCAGUGUUUUACCUACUUUUUCAUUCUUAAGUUCUUGUGUUUACAGUGAGAUCCAUAUGCUUUCAGAAAAAAAGCUUCUUACCAGAUUUUCCUUUUUCAGUCCAUCACCAUAUUUUUAGUAGUAAAUUAGACAUUGUCAUAUUAUACAAAGCCAGGUGAAUAAUUGCAAUUGUAUUUUAUUAACCCAGCUCUACGGAGGCAUUUCAUGGCAUGAUGAGUGCUAAAGAAAAGGGCUCUGAUUUAUAAUGAACCAAAGCUCUCAAAAUUUCAAUUUGCUUUUAUCACCUGCUUCAUUGAAUUACUCAACAGUUGUUUAUUAUAUUUUGUGUGCUUGCAUUUCUGUUUCAGAUCCCAGAUUCUUUGUGGUGACAUUGAAGAGCACUAAGAUCAGAAGAUGAGUGAACUUGACCAGCUACGGCAGGAGGCCGAACAACUUAAAAACCAAAUUAGAGAUGCAAGAAAAGCAUGUGCAGAUGCAACUCUCUCUCAGAUCACAAACAACAUCGACCCUGUGGGAAGAAUCCAGAUGCGUACCAGGAGAACGCUGAGGGGGCACCUGGCCAAGAUUUACGCUAUGCACUGGGGCACAGACUCCAGGCUGCUAGUUAGUGCCUCGCAGGAUGGCAAACUUAUCAUUUGGGAUAGCUACACCACCAACAAGGUCCACGCCAUUCCUCUGCGCUCCUCUUGGGUCAUGACCUGUGCAUACGCCCCUUCUGGGAACUACGUGGCCUGUGGUGGCCUUGAUAACAUCUGCUCCAUUUACAAUCUGAAGACUCGUGAAGGGAAUGUACGCGUGAGCCGUGAGCUGGCUGGACACACAGGUUACCUGUCCUGCUGCCGCUUCCUGGAUGACAAUCAGAUCGUCACCAGUUCUGGAGACACCACCUGUGCACUGUGGGACAUAGAGACUGGCCAGCAGACAACCACGUUCACGGGACACACCGGGGACGUCAUGAGUCUGUCCCUUGCUCCAGACACCAGAUUGUUUGUCUCUGGUGCUUGUGAUGCUUCGGCCAAGCUCUGGGACGUGCGAGAAGGGAUGUGUCGGCAAACCUUCACGGGCCACGAGUCUGACAUCAAUGCCAUCUGCUUCUUUCCAAAUGGCAAUGCGUUUGCCACUGGCUCAGAUGACGCUACCUGCAGGCUGUUCGACCUCCGUGCAGACCAGGAACUCAUGACGUACUCUCACGACAACAUCAUCUGCGGGAUCACCUCUGUCUCCUUCUCCAAGAGCGGGCGCCUCCUCCUUGCUGGCUAUGAUGACUUCAACUGCAAUGUCUGGGACGCGCUCAAGGCCGACAGGGCCGGUGUCCUGGCUGGGCAUGACAACCGUGUCAGCUGCCUGGGGGUGACCGACGAUGGCAUGGCGGUGGCGACGGGGUCCUGGGACAGCUUCCUCAAGAUCUGGAACUAACGCCGACAGGUGGGCUCCGCGGUGACUGGAAGACCAUUCCAAACCCUGACGAGUUACAGUGAUAGCAUAUCCGCCCAACCGUACUAACUUGGACCCCAGCACCCCCCUCAGAACUUCAAAAGGGCAAGAUCUUCUUUUCCUUCACGUAUUGCUGAAACAAAGAGCACAAUUCCCGUUAAGAGAAGACUCCGGCUGUAAACGAAAACAAAUUGUGCAUUCCUCUCGGGACCAUUGUCUUUGUUUUCUUUUUUGUCUUGAAUGAAUUUUAAAAGGAAAUACUAUAAUAAAAUGUUAACCAGAAGGUAAACUUGAGUGUAAUUGUGAAACAGACAACAACUUUUCACUAGUUUAUUUGAACUUUAGACCAGUGAUCCUGUUUUGUGACGUUCAUGCAAAACAAGUUGAGGACUUUGUUUUAUCUUGUAAUAGUUUCUAAAUUUCAAGUCGUGUUUGUAGCAGGAUUUUGAAAACAUUCACAUUUCCUUUUUUAAAUAUAUUCCUUUAUGUUCAGUAGUCACCCAGAACAAGGGAGUCUCACGCAGCCUCCCUGAAAUGGUCUGUGAUGUAAAUUCAGUCCCUGGGUUUAUUUUCUGUUCAGUGUCAUGGUGCCUGGCACGCACAGACACGGCGUGGGGAGGUGGCAUUAGUGUGAGGCCAAGCACACGCCGUGGGCACUGUGAGUGUGCAACUCGGAACUGCCCCCUCCUAGUCAGCUUAGACCAGGCACCCUCUCCCACCUGUCCUCUCCUCCCUUCAGCCCGGUUUUGAAGCCCCCUCGGGUUUUCUGUGGUGUUGGAGGGAUGUUUCUGUGACCUGACACUACCCCCCAUGAUCAGGAGAGGCCCGCCCUGCGCUUGGGUCACCAGUCGAUUGUUUGUGUGUGAAACAAUGUACAAAUCAAUGUUUUGAAAAUUAUUAUCUCAAACUUUCUUAAGUUAAAUUUUAAAAAAUUUGAUCGUUUGCCAUAUUGGGUGGGUUUACUCUUAGAAUCGCAUGCUGUAGAAAUGCUCAAAGUGCAUAUAGGACUCCGUCCUUAGAUGUUUUUUCUUUAAGAAGUAACCCUUCACCAUUGUCGCCGCGGCGGCUUGUCCACCCUGUCACUGCUCUGUGCACAUGUAGGCAGUACACCAAGCGGCUCUGCACGCUCCAGCAGUGGGCGCAUCACCUUUUCCUUUUUCUUUAAGAGAGAUGUCCUGUUCCAAACGACUGCUGCUGGAUUCUGAGGGUGGGGCGGGAGUGGGGAGGGAGCAGGGGACGAAGAUCUAGCCUUCCUCUUCAGGAGCCCUCACACCUGCCCCCUGUGGGAAGAGCCUUUGCAUCUGAGGCAGGCCACUUUUAUAACACGUAGCUUUCCCGGGUUUUCUUGUCCCCUCAAGUGUCCAGCAGCAGCGUUUAGACCACAGGGUGUUCUGUUGGCUCUCCUGCCCUCCCUCCUGUAGGAGUCCCCGGGAGCACUCCUCUGUAGCAGCGAUAGUGGCUUCUCCAUUCCGUUCUUUGCAGCACCCUGUACCCACUGUGCUGUGACUGUGCGGUAGGCCUGGGUUGGCAAAAGAAUAAAACGAAACCCUUCUUUCUCUUUCCAUAAACCACUCUGUAGAGCUCUCUGCACCUGUACCCCUUUUCACCUUUUGUAUUUAAUUUUACUUCAGUCAGUGUACUGCAAGGAAGCUGGAUGCAAGAUAGAUACUAUAUUAAACUGUACUGUUAUUUAAGAUGUAAUAAAGCAGUUUGACA